AUGCAAGCUUUCAAGAACCUAGUCUGGCUAGGGGUGGCCAGUGUAAGCCAAGCAAGUUGCUUGGGCCAUGCUGGCAGGGCACCAAACACAAAUGCAACGUUGGGGACAUUCCUACACAACCGCAUCAGUCCCAACUAUUCUGAACUCUACAUAGCAGAUGCAAACGGCGCCAAUGAGAAGCUUCUGCUCGGCUCCAACACUGUCUUUGACUUUCGAGCCAACUGGUCUCCGGACGGAAAUCAUGUCACGUUCACGUCGGAGCGGAGGGGCGAUGGCCAGUCGGAUGUCUACCGUGUAGGUAUAAACGGCUCAAGCACGGCUUCAUCACCAGAGCUGCUUGUGGCAUCGGAAGGUGUUGACGACUCUGCCGCGAUUUCCCCCGAUGGCAAGAUGCUGGCAUUCGCGACGAGUCGGUUCAACCAGACCAGCCAAAUCAUGCUCAUGGUGAUGGAGACGGGCGACCUCAAGAACCUCACCCUCAUUGAUGGAAUCGCGGGUGCUGCCAAUCCCACGCAGCCCAACGGAUAUUUCAAGCCCGCCUGGUCUCCCGACGGUGAAUGGAUCGUCUUUACAUCGGACCGCAACACCCCUUGGCGAGGUCAUAGCGACGGUGCUGGGUGGGAACAUGUGCAAGAACUUUCCAUUUACGUUGCUCGUCCCAAUGGAACCGAUUUCCGUCUCGUUUCGUCGCGCGCAAACUAUACCCAGGGCUCACCCAGGUUCUCUCCCGAUGGCAAACGUCUAGUGUUUUACGAGAUUCUGACCGAGGAUACCUACGACGCCCGCCUUCAACCCUCGUUGCUAUACGGCACGGUCCUGAACUCUAGCAUCGUCUCGGUUGACUUUGCCACCGGAACAGAUCGCAUUGUUCACGCAUCUGGUACUGGAGUCAGGAUCAGCCCUUCAUAUGUGACUGACGAUGUCAUGGGCUACGUUUUGAAAGAGGCGGAUAGUAACGGCAUUUAUUAUGCUUCCAUAUCCGGCACAAACUAUACCCAGUACCAGACCAUCCCAAUGAAUACAAUGACGCCUGCGCUCCGAUCGCCAGCAUGGUCUCCAGACGGCAAAUACAUUAUAUACGAGAAACAAGGCCCUUCUGGAGGCAGCACUUCGACCUCGAAAGAGCAACAUGCGGAACUGUACAGUUUUGACCAAGAUUGGGAUUACCGGUUCACCGACGUCUUUCCCAUGGGGGCAAGAUCUGGCUGCCCCAUGAUGGUCAUGUCGCAGCAAAUGGAGGGGCCCGCGAUUAAUAACUUGAUUCGGUUGAACAUGGAUGGUGACGACCAGGUUACCUUGUACGAGCCGACUGAAGAUACCAUUAAUCCUGCUAUCUCAUCGGGAUACAACGCGCGUGCCUAUCAGGGCAACUGGGGACCGAAUGAUACAAACAUCACCUUUGGCUUUGGUGCUUAUUUUGUCGGUCGCCAAAGCCUGCCCGGAUUUAUCUACAGCAUUGGCGCAGAUGGAUCAGACUUGACGCUUCUCGCGGGCAACAAUAUUAGCAACUAUGGUUUUCCAUCCUUUAGCCACGAUGGUUCCAAGGUUGUCUUUCGUACGUGGCCCGGCACUGCAGACAAUGGCACCACGGUGGGCACCACAGGACUAGCCAUUGUUGAUGUAGCCACACGGAAAGUGACGCAACUCACCACGGAAUGGGACAACCUGCCGGCUUUUUCUCCCGACGGCAGCAAGAUCUUGUUUACGCGUCGCACCAAUUUGGCCAACAUUGGCGACAACUACGACAUCUUCACCAUGAGUCCAGACGGCACAGACUUGACCCAGGUCACGGACUCAGUGGCCAGCGAUGCCCACGCUGUCUGGACUCAUGAUGGUCGCAUUGCCUAUAGCACCGCCAUGUUUGGUUUUCAACAAGAGGCGCCGCUAUAUGACGAUUCCAUGCAGCCGUACGCCAUCAUCAUGGUCAUGGACGCGGAUGGCAGCAACAAGACGCCAUUGACCAAUAGUUUAUGGGAAGAUGCCAUGCCCAUGUUUGCCCCAGCCCAUACAUUGGCUUCGACUUGUUGA
Messenger RNA from Pestalotiopsis fici W106-1, 2028 nucleotides. RefSeq lists its product as uncharacterized. Bases 1 to 2028 code for a protein of 675 amino acids. The transcript has 2 exons. Lineage: Eukaryota; Fungi; Ascomycota; Sordariomycetes; Amphisphaeriales; Sporocadaceae. The record is from RefSeq and is a predicted model, not a curated record.